This is a messenger RNA of Manduca sexta (tobacco hornworm), 1776 nucleotides long. Its product is annotated as dihydrolipoyllysine-residue succinyltransferase component of 2-oxoglutarate dehydrogenase complex, mitochondrial-like. Gene Ontology annotation, molecular function: dihydrolipoyllysine-residue succinyltransferase activity. The record is from RefSeq and is a predicted model, not a curated record. Gene Ontology annotation, biological process: tricarboxylic acid cycle. Gene Ontology annotation, cellular component: oxoglutarate dehydrogenase complex. The transcript is spliced from 10 exons. Bases 136 to 1494 code for a protein of 452 amino acids. Lineage: Eukaryota; Metazoa; Arthropoda; Insecta; Lepidoptera; Sphingidae.
UCUGUCAAGUAAUCAACAGAAAAUAGAAAAGAAAAUCGUCCUUCAAAGAUUCACCUUGUGAAAGAUUUUCUAUAAUGAUUUAUUAAUGUUAUUAUAUAGUGAGAAUCGCAAAUUUUAUCACAAAAUAAACAAAAAAUGUUCAAGAGAAGGCUGAUACGAUUUAUCACACAGAGCAAAGGUUCGUUGAGCGCCGCACACUACUCGAAUCAUUUCUGCAGAAAGCAUUGCAAGACCAAUAUUUACAGUGCGAAGUACAAUCUGUCUGGUUGGUACACAUCAACGCGAGUAACAUGGAAGGCGCCGUACAUACAGACUUGCAUCAUACACACGGCAUUGCCGCUGCAAGCCGUCGAGGAUGUCAAAGCGCCUACCUUCCCGGACUCCGUCACGAGUGGAGACGUCAAACUGGUGAAGAAGGAGGGAGACGCAGUGGCAAUGGAUGAAGUGGUGCUCGAGAUCGAGACGGACAAGACCGCGCUGCCGGUGAUGUCGCCUGGCAACGGCACUAUCGUCAAGAUGCUCGUCAAGGAUGGAGAGUCAGUCAAGUCUCAGCAGCCGUUGUUCCAGGUGGACGUGACUGGGGCAGCGCCGCCAAAAGCAGCAGCGGCGCCAGCGCCCGCGCCGGCUGCCGCGGCUCCCGCUGCGCCGAAACCCGCCGCGGCCCCCGCCCCGGCGCCUAAACCUGCCGCCGCAAAACCUGCCGCAGCCAAACCAGCCGCUAAAAAGGCUCCCGCUGGACCUACGGCUGCAGCAAUGAAGAUAGGCGAUCCGACAAAGACAAUAUCUGGCACGCGCACUGAACAUCCAGUGCCGAUGAACAAGAUGCGCAAGAUGAUCGCCAAGCGGCUAAAGGAGGCGCAGAACACGUGCGCCAUGCUGACCACCUUCAACGAGUGUGAUAUGGGCAAUUUGAUGGCGUUCCGCAAAGCGAACUUGGAAGCGUUCGUGAAGAAAUAUGGUGUGAAGCUGUCGUUCAUGUCUCCGUUCCUGAAGGCGACCGCCAACGCGCUGAUUGACCAGCCUGUCAUCAACGGAGUCAUCUUCAACGACGAGGAUAUUGUCUACAGGGAUUUCGUGGACAUAUCGGUAGCUGUGGCGACUCCUCGAGGUCUAGUGGUGCCGGUGGUUCGCAACGUGGAAUCAAUGGACUAUCCGCGCAUAGAGCUCGCCAUGGCCACGCUAGCCGAGAAGGCUCGGAGCGGAAAGCUGACUCCAUCGGACAUGCAGGGCGGCACGUUCACCAUCAGUAACGGAGGCGUGUUCGGCUCGUUGCUGUCGAUGCCUAUCAUCAAUCUGCCUCAGUCGGCCAUUCUCGGCAUGCAUGGCAUCUUCCCACGCCCUGUCGCUAUCAAGAACAAGGUUGAAAUACGGCCGAUGAUGUACUUGGCACUGACUUACGACCACAGACUGAUCGAUGGUCGUGAAGCGGUGAUGUUUUUGAGGAAGGUGAAGUCGGGCGUUGAAGACCCCACGUCGAUUCUAGCAGGCAUUUAAUUCGUUUCUAGGGGACAUUGCUGUAUACAACUCUGACUAUUCAUGGGUAGUAUUGUAUGGAGAAAUUACUACGUUCAUAUUUUUUACAAUAACAAUGUAUUUCAUGAAAUUAUAUUGUUAAAUCUUUUUGCCAUUUACCGACAAUCCCAAUGGUUUUAUUAGGUAUGUGAUUUAGAAAUGUAAUUGCCGAGAUUCAGAGUUCUGUAAUAUUGAACGUAUGUGCCCUUUUGAAAGACAUGUAGUUAGUCCAAUAUCUUGUUUUGUUUAUCCAGAUUCAAGACG